AUGAUUAAAUGUAAAUAUAUAAGUUCAAGACUUAAAAUAAUCCCUUGUUAUUUAUCAGGAGGGGUUUUGAAUUGGUUUAAUACAUUUGGGAAAGAAUCUAUUAUAAGUUCACUAAAUGAAGACCAUGACCAAUCCAAUAAGGUAAAUAAUGAUAAUAAACUGGAAUAUUUAACUUCGUUCGGUGAUUAUUUGACUAAAUCCAAUCAUGAUUUAUCUGUCAUCACUAAUAAUGAGUCAUCUCAGAAUGAUUUCACUAAAUAUGUUAGACCAGCAACUAUUCCAAAGACCAGUUUCCAACCUGAACCUUAUAGACCAACCCAACCAGAAUUCCUCAAAUCAGAACCAAUAACUAAAAUAACCAUGCCUCAAUCAAAUCAUAUAGCCGAUAGUCCUGUAGUUGUUCCACCACCUGUCCCACCCAAGAAUCCAUUAGAACAGCCAAUUCCACGGGUACGUAGUAGUACUAGUGGUUCAAUGCCAAGAUCAGUAUCAGGGACUCCUAAUGAAAAUUCUGGUAAACCAGAAACUCCACCUCAUCCUAAAGAUUUACAUCAAAGAUUAGUUCUAUUUUUUGAAGCUAAAGAACUUGACGUAUGA
Hemisphaericaspora subhashii is the source of this 597-nucleotide messenger RNA. RefSeq lists its product as uncharacterized. Lineage: Eukaryota; Fungi; Ascomycota; Pichiomycetes; Serinales; Debaryomycetaceae. The record is from RefSeq and is a predicted model, not a curated record. The transcript has a single exon. The coding region runs from base 1 to 597 and encodes 198 amino acids.